Cryptococcus deneoformans JEC21 is the source of this 3312-nucleotide messenger RNA. RefSeq lists its product as hypothetical. NCBI's taxonomy places the organism in Eukaryota, Fungi, Basidiomycota, Tremellomycetes, Tremellales, Cryptococcaceae. The transcript has 6 exons. The coding region runs from base 461 to 3265 and encodes 934 amino acids. The record is from RefSeq and is a predicted model, not a curated record.
AUGGCAUUAACGCCGCUAUGCCCGCCACGUGGUGAGAAAGUGGUGACAUCAGCACUAAUGGGCCACUCAACGCUCAACGCAGCGUCAACGUUCCGUUCCUUCCUUCCUGCGGCGUGCGUGCAUGGUUUCCUUCCUUCCUUCCUCCCUUCCUUCCUCUUUCGCCACGUGGUCUUCGCAGAGCUGACUCACCCCUGCCUUCUGUUUCCCAUCCCAUACUGCCGUUCCUGCAUACACCCUAUUCUCGCCGCCGCUUGUCUGUCCCUUCCUUUCUUCCUCCCACCGCCAACCAGCGCUCUUUCCAGAAUACGCCGCUGCAUACCCACCUGGCGCCCAUACCUACCAGACAAUACCGUAAUUACUAUUAGAGCAUUUGAAUACAUCAUCCCACAGUUUACUUCCUUCCUUCCUUUCUCCUUCCUUCUCUAUCAUCAGCCGUCACUCACCCCAGCCCACUCCGCAAAUGCUUUCUGCACAUUCCCAGCAGCCACCCGGACAGAUUCAACACGCUUCCGGCUCCGAAACACAACAUGUAUGGCCCACAUACUACCCAUCAGGCGGCCGGACGUACCUGCUUGACGGCAGUGGAAUCUUUGUAGAUCCAGACACCGGAGUAGGCCUUUCGUUGUGGAUAGACCCGGAUUUGCAGGAUAUAUUAGGGCUUAUCAAAGCUAUAUGGAAAGAGGGCGGUCACAUCUCACCAUCCCACGACAGUAUUUCAACACAAAUCCUUCUCAUAUCACCACAUAAGUCUCCCACACUCUAUACAUACUGCCAUCCCGACCGGUUACCACCCGGCCAUGCACACCGACAAAGUCAACGUAGACAGCCGCCGGAGAUGGGAAGAGAAGAACCUUGGCAGGUGAAGGUGAUGCUGGAUAGGUGCUGGGUCAGCCGGUGCGCGAACGCAGGGAUGUUUUUGGGGGAAGAUCAUGACUGGGGAGGAUGUAGAAUUGGAGGUCCGUUGGAAGAUGUCAAGACGCAAAGGUUCCCCCCGUCCGCGAGAUUGCGCCCUGUGUUGGAGAAAGGGGUCGAAGGCAAAAAGAGCCAGGAGGAGACUGAUGGAGGGGACAGCGAUGAUGAUGUGGCGAUGCUUCCCAUGCCGACAAGGAUACCGGCUAGCAGGAGUAAUGGGAGCGGGACUUUAAAGAUUAAUGGAGGGAAUGUGGUAUGGUUGAACGGGAACGGGAAACAGACUCAGCAGCCAUCACAGAUGUUUACCGUGAACUCGAGGGGAAAUGUCAAGUCUACGAACCACACUGCUGCGCCGCUGAAAGUGCAACCCAAAGUGUCCGCACAACCUGAACCACCACAAUCUCAGCCACACUCACACUCACAGCCACAGUCACAAUCUCUGUCGCAGGUCCCGAUUCAGCCCUCUCCUCAACUACAACCUAUCCAUCCCAAACCAACGUCCUCCACAUCAUCUACUUCCUCUCUCACGUCCACCCCUGGUGCAGGCCCUUCCAACUCCAAUGUUAAUGCCAAUAUGAAUUCCAGCUCAACCUCUAUUUCGACCUCUCGUCCCCUUUCACGGCUCCACCCACAUUAUGCCCGACGGUCUAGUGCGAUAGCAAUCGCCAAGCGACCAGCCGAGGUGGUGGACACAGUUGCCGAAAACGAUGACACACCGUAUACUUCGGAUGGAGAAUGGCCGGAAGAAGUGCAAAAGGUUGUGCAGGUUGAUCGGAAUUCGACGCUGGGAGAUUUGGCAGAGAUGUUUAGGGUGGAGAAGAUGAUGCUCGGUCCGGGUGUGCGAGAAAAGUAUCUUAUUGCAACCUUUAGGCAAAAGUAUGGUACAUAUUCUCUGCUUACAUGGAGAGAUUUGUACCUAAGUUGGCUCCACCAAACAGGCCAAUACGCCUAUCUUCUCACCAACAUUGACAAUUCUCAUUUACGACCUACCGAUCUGUUCAACGAGACCAAUCUUCAGCCUUUUCAGUACAGCGGUAGCAGCCCUCAAACCAAGUUUAUGGACCCAUCGACACUCAGUUGGACUGAUGUCCAUAUGAUCUUUGAAAAAGAGUCUGAAAAGAUCUCAAAGGCAGGACUGAGCAAUGAGCAAGCGGGAGAGUACCUUGCGGACAAGUACGGUGUCUAUAUCUCUGUGACUUGGGCAAGUUAUUUUGCCAGAUGGCAAAAACAACGUUUGAGCAAAAGAGAUGAAUUACAGUCCAACACACCGGCGGCACUCCCUUCCAUUCCUAUCCGCAUCACCGCCCGCGUCGGCCCACCAUCGUCGUCCGCACCUAACCGUUCGAUCCCGACAACGACAAUGACUGGGAACACAAACGCAAACGCCCCUCGUCCUUCUUCGUCAAACCGCCCCGGCCGUCGACGCAAGUCACGGUCUCCUUCAUCCAUCGAGCUUUCUGAUCUGUCAUCGGAUAACUCGGACGAUGAAGUUUCACCCUCGGGGGGUGGUGGUGGUGGUGGUGGUGGUGGUGGGGGAGGUACCAGGACUGCAGGGAUAGCGGGGAAUGCAGAGUACAUGACGAAUGAGAUGAUGUGUCAGAUCUUUGAGAAGGGGUAUAAAGGAUGGGAGAUGAAGGGAAUGAGUCGGGCGGAUAUAGCGAUAGAGCUGGAAAAAACGGUGGGAGUGUACAUGCAAGGGUCAUGGCAAAUUUACUAUACGAACUGGAAGACGAAAAAGGGCCGUUUUGCCUACCUAGCCAAGAAGGAGAAGGAAAAGGGAAAGAGAAGAAAUAAGGAGGGAGAAAGGGCAAAAAAGGAUGGGGAAAAGGAAAAAGAAAAGGAGCGGGAAAAGAAGAAUCCAGCCUUGUUCCUCGCCACACGGCCGUCUGGUUCUGCUGCUGGUGAAUUCACAUACUCUCAAAAUCUGGCCAUGACAAAACCGCCUCGCAAAAGGGCCAGGGUGCUCACUUCCAAGCACAGCUUUACGGAAGAUGAAGAGCGGGCCAUGGCAGCUCAUGUAGUAAAUAACGGUCUGACGACAGUGUUGCCUAGUUAUUUGACAUGGCAAACAUGGUCAGAGAAUCCCGAGGGUUUCCCAAAGCGGACGCCUACAUCCUAUGCCACACAUUGUUGGAAGUUUAGAGACCGCAUGGAGUCGUUUGUAGCAGAGCUGAAAGGCACGCCGGAUGACAAGAGAUACCAUGGCGAGUUGAUGAAGACGCAUACUAUGCGAGGGGACAAGGUGGUCAGUGAUCCUAAUGAUCUGGAUGUGUCGAGCGAGAUGGCGGAUGAGUUGGGGAGCGAGCAUGCGGGCGGAGACGCGGAGGAAGAGGAUUGGUUCUCUGAGGAAUAAGAUGCACAUAGUUGUUGUAUAGUUAUGUAUCCGAUGUAUUCGUAGAA